Ostrinia nubilalis (European corn borer) is the source of this 1140-nucleotide messenger RNA. RefSeq lists its product as uncharacterized. The coding region runs from base 68 to 544 and encodes 158 amino acids. NCBI's taxonomy places the organism in Eukaryota, Metazoa, Arthropoda, Insecta, Lepidoptera, Crambidae. The transcript is spliced from 3 exons. The record is from RefSeq and is a predicted model, not a curated record.
CAGUCGACGCGUGCGCGCCAAAAGACCCGUUGCCAGUGUUGCCAGUGCUGCCCCCACUGGAAAGACAAUGCAUACACUCAUCCUGGCGACGUUAAUGGCGGCCGCAGCGGCCAUGCCCUCCUACAUAGCAGUGCCUGCUGACCAGAUCGCGUUCGUGGACCUCAGAUCUUUACACGUGCGUCGGGUCCCAAGACAGACGCUGACGCCGCCUCCGCUGCAGAACCUGUACACCCACCAGGACUACCAGGCGAUACCUAUACAGCACUAUCAGCAGAUUCAGCAAGAACCGGUGGCCCUCAGCCCUCCAGAGCAAGAAGCACCUGCUAGAUUGGUGCGUUUGCAGCAACUGCAGCAACUGCAACAACAGCCUCAAGACGCCUCCAGCUCGGCCUCCUUGGGCGCGUCCCAACAGCUGGCAGAGAGGCCGCCAGACUUCGGGGAGUUCGUAGACUUCGGUGCCCACACCGGGGACAAUGGGGCCUUCGGAUGGUACGCCGACUACCCCGUCAAUAACCAUGACGACCAUCAUGGGUACAGGAAGUAAUGGGUUAAGCCGAAAGGCACUUUUGCACUUGCCAGAUAAGUAGCACUAAUUGUUUUAAAUUGAAGUUAAGGUUAGCAUUGGCGUAGUUGGUUUUAUUUUUUUUACUAGUGUUCAAAGAUCUACGAGUAGUUCAAGGUUUAAAAAAGGUAAUGAACUAAUAGAGAAUAGAAUAAUGAAUGUAGAGAUAGAGGUAUCUCGAGUUUCGUAUAUGAUUGACCAGAAGAACACAAUAACUGAAAUUCUGGGAAAGUUUGUUUUCAGUCAAGUUCAAAUAAGUAUUAUGUAAAAACUUUGUUAUGUUAGUAGUAUUAUCCAGUUACGCCAAUGCUAAAGAUUUACCAAAGACAGUAUUAUUUUCAAGUGAUGUUAGUUAGGUAUAAAGCAGAAUCGCCGCACAUUUGUUUUAGACGGUGAAUUCCGCAAUAAUUGCACGUUUUAUGAAACUUAUAGUUCCUUUAGGGUUAAGUAGUUCAAAGUACACUGUGAUACGCACCAGGUCGGCGUUUUUCUUCUAUUCUUCUUAACUGAUCAUAGUUCUAUGUCUUCAUUUCAACUGCUUGCUUUUCAUCACUUUUCGCUUUUCUAUCACUUCACCA